Molecule: messenger RNA, 729 nt
Organism: Thyridium curvatum
Lineage: Eukaryota; Fungi; Ascomycota; Sordariomycetes; Thyridiales; Thyridiaceae
Exons: 4
Coding region: 1-729 (242 amino acids)
Molecular function (GO): calcium ion binding; calcium-dependent protein serine/threonine phosphatase regulator activity
Source: RefSeq, a predicted model, not a curated record
AUGGGCAACACCACUUCUGCAGUGCUCGACAACAUCGUCGAGGGGUCGAACUUCGACCGGGACGAGGUUGAGCGUUUGCGAAAGAGAUUCAUGAAGUUGGACAAGGUAUGGAACACAUGCGCGCGCGUGCACUACGAGCUUGACUCUCUAGAGGCCACAAGCCGGGCUCAAGGCGGGUGUGCUAACCGGGCCAACUUCAAACAGGACAACUCCGGCACGAUCGAGCGAGACGAGUUCCUCAGCCUUCCGCAGAUAUCUUCCAAUCCUCUAGCUACCAGGAUGAUCGCGAUCUUUGACGAGGACGGCGGCGGCGACGUCGACUUCCAAGAGUUCGUGUCGGGCCUGAGCGCGUUCUCGGCCAAGGGCAACAAGGAGCAGAAGCUCCAGUUCGCCUUCAAGGUCUACGACAUUGACCGCGACGGCUACAUCAGCAACGGCGAGCUCUUCAUCGUGCUCAAGAUGAUGGUCGGCAGCAACCUUAAGGAUCAGCAGCUGCAGCAGAUCGUCGACAAGACCAUCAUGGAGGCCGACCUCGACAACGACGGCAAGAUUAGCUUCGAGGAGUUCACCAAGAUGGUGGAGAACACGGAUGUCAGCAUGAGCAUGACACUUGGUGGGUUUCUUCUCCUUCCUUUGGCUCAGUGGGAGGAGCUUUACACCAGUGACAUAUCAGAUGAGCAUGGCUUGGUUCAAGACGAUGAGAAUCCUACGCAGCACCACGGCUGUUGA